CUCUUCGUGCGCCUCGUGUUUGACCGUUGGCGGGGUCAUUUCAGUCAUCUGCUGCCCUCGUCUGCACGGGAGACAAAACACAACUGAUAAAAGCAGGCGGCUACGAUGGAUCCAGCGGAAGAGUCCCCCUCCAUGCUAUGGGGACUGGACCCGAUCUUUUCUUCCUUCGCCAGGCUAUAUGUGAGAGACAUCCUGCAGAUGACAGAGUCCACACAGGUCCCAGGUAUUUACUUCUACAACUCACAUCCAGUCUACAAAGUUGAUGUACUUGGGACAGUAGUUUACAAGAGAGAAAGAGAAGACUUCUUCUGUUAUGGAGUGGAUGAUGGUACUGGUGUUAUAAACUGCCUGUGCUGGAAAAAUGACCUAUUGAAAGAGGAGGAGGAUCCUGCUAAAUUUGGGGGAAAGCACAGUGAUGCAGCUCAUGGAGGCUUCAAUCCAGUCGCUGAGCUGAAGAAGCUGAGACAAGCCCAGCAGAACUGCUGCCGCCUGGAGAUUGGAGAGCUGCUCAGAGUUAGAGGACCAGUCAAGACGUCGAGGCAGCAGAGAGAAAUCAUCGCCUCCACCUACUAUAAAGUGAACGACCCAGUGAUGGCGGUCCAGAUAGCCUGGAUGAUGGAGGUUCCUGGGCUCUACAGAAAGUGCUAUGACAAACCACUCCAGCUGCAACAUAAUGCAAUGAGUGACUCAGCCAUCAGUUCCGUCAGCAAGGCAACAAAUAUCAUCAAGGAUUUCUUGAUGCAGAAGGUAGUGAGUAGGUUCAGACCCUAUGAUGUUCAGGACCUCUUACAGCCUCUUGUCUCCUGCCAGCCUGAAACAACAUCUGUUGACCAGGAACCUGUGGCAGGUCCGUCAGCCUGCCAGCAGCUACGCCAGCUUCUGAAGGAAAGCCUAGAAAUUUUAGAGGAUGAGGGCAUCAUAUACCGCAAGGUCAAGUCUCAGGAUGAAGUCUAUAAUGUGACUGCACAAGAUAAAGAUCUAAUCAUAGCUGUAAAAGGAAUUAUCAGGGAAGACUCAAAGAGAGAGAAGUAUGCAGAGAAGGGUUGCCACAUUCUGCACAUCCUGUCUGCAGUCAGGCAGCGGUACAGUCUCAAUGUGAGCAAAGCAGCACUGGAGCUGGUCCUCAAAUCCCUGGAGUGCAACAGUGACAUCGUCAGCACCACUGACAACCAUUACACUGUGUUUUAACACAAGCACAGUGGGGUUGGGAACCCUCUAUUACCAUGCAUACUAUUAGUAGCAUGGCUUAUUGCUCCAAAAUGUGAGUGACCAAUAUGAUUGGGUAAAUCAUGCGAUUUGUAUUCUUUUGUUCAUCAUGAUCCUUAUCCUGGCUACACAUUUGUUGUAUUUAAUAUUACUACUGUAUGUAAGUGUGCUAACGUGAAAUACAAAGUUAAGUAUAAAUCAUUUGAUAUUUGACAUAUCUAAGCUUUCAAGACCGCUGUUGAAAAUAUUUAUGAUAGUUUGGUAACUUUUUUCUAACCACUUAUUAAAUUGGCAAAAAAUAUAUAUUUUUUUAGACAUCAGCCAUUGCUUUGCUUGA
Messenger RNA from Xiphias gladius (swordfish), 1543 nucleotides. It is a transcript of the gene stn1, whose product is annotated as STN1 subunit of CST complex. The coding region runs from base 106 to 1188 and encodes 360 amino acids. The transcript has 10 exons. The record is from RefSeq and is a predicted model, not a curated record. Lineage: Eukaryota; Metazoa; Chordata; Actinopteri; Istiophoriformes; Xiphiidae. Gene Ontology annotation, molecular function: single-stranded telomeric DNA binding. Gene Ontology annotation, biological process: nucleotide-excision repair; double-strand break repair via homologous recombination; DNA replication. Gene Ontology annotation, cellular component: DNA replication factor A complex; site of double-strand break; chromosome, telomeric region.